Solanum verrucosum is the source of this 420-nucleotide messenger RNA. RefSeq names its product cytochrome P450 71A2-like. The record is from RefSeq and is a predicted model, not a curated record. The transcript has a single exon. NCBI's taxonomy places the organism in Eukaryota, Viridiplantae, Streptophyta, Magnoliopsida, Solanales, Solanaceae. Gene Ontology annotation, molecular function: iron ion binding; oxidoreductase activity, acting on paired donors, with incorporation or reduction of molecular oxygen; heme binding. The coding region runs from base 1 to 420 and encodes 139 amino acids.
AUGCACUAUCUUAAAGCAAUGAUCAAACAGACUCUCAUGCUUCCUCCACCGAUUCCACAAACAGUUCCUCGAGAAUCAGUAAAAGAUGUAAAUUUACUUGGUUACCAUAUAGCCGCUGGAACUCAAGUCAUCAUCAAUUCUUGGACCAUCAGAAGAGAUCCUUUAUCAUGGGAAAAUCCAGAGGAGCAUCGAUCAGAGAGGUUCUUAAAUAGUACUAUUGAUGUCAAAGGAAUAAACUUUGAGUUGAUUCCGUUUGGGGCAGGCAGAAGGGGCUGCUCAGGAACUGCUUUUGCUGUUGUGAUAAAUGAGCUAGCAUUAGCAAGGCUUGUGCACAAGUUCAAUUUUGCGUUACAAGAAGGGUUAAAACUAGAAGAUUUGGAUAUGACCGAAGGUAGUGGCAUCACGAUUCGUAGGAAAUAA